UUCUCUUGUCGCUCAGAAUCCCAAUCCCCUCCUCUCAGCAAAGCCCUCUCUCUCUCUCAAGUUGGAACUAUCUCUCAGUAAUUCUGCAAAAAAUGGUGGUUUCGAUGGCAAUAUCCUCACCUUUUCAUCUCUCCGCCCGUUUAGCUGACUCCGAUUCCAUUUCAUUAUCUACUCGCAGAUUCUCAGCAAAAUCAGCUAUCUCUGCUUCACCCGACUCUCGCGGAUUAUCUAGUAGACUCAGAGGUUUAUCUUUAAAGCCUAAUGAGCAUGUUUGUCGUCAUAAUGAGUCAAGCAGUGGUGGAAUCAUAGAGGCAAGAAAGGGGAACCCGCCUAUGAUGCCAGCUGUGAUGACUCCAGUAGGACCUGUAGAUCUUUCAUCUGUACUAUUCCGCAACCGUAUAAUCUUCAUUGGACAGCCAGUUAACUCUCAAGUGGCACAACGAGUUAUAUCACAGCUUGUGACACUAGCAACUAUUGAUGAGGAUGCAGAUAUUCUGGUAUACAUAAAUUGCCCUGGUGGGAGCACCUACUCCAUCUUGGCAAUCUAUGACUGCAUGUCUUGGAUAAAGCCAAAGGUGGGUACGGUAUGUUUUGGAUUAGCUGCUAGCCAAGGGGCACUUCUGCUGGCUGGAGGAGAAAAGGGAAUGCGCUAUGCAAUGCCAAAUGCACGCAUCAUGAUACAUCAACCGCAGAGUGGCUGUGGGGGUCAUGUGGAGGAUGUGAGGCGCCAAGUCAAUGAAGCUGUUCAAUCCCGCCAUAAAAUUGACCUAAUGUAUUCUGCCUUUACUGGUCAACCUCUGGAGAAAGUACAACAAUACACCGAAAGAGAUCGCUUCUUCUCCACUGCCGAGGCUUUGGAGUUCGGACUCAUCGACGGGGUGCUGGAGACAUUGUACUAGAAUCUAAAUGUUUCUAUGGGAGUUGGCUACAGAGGCCAGAUGGAUGCCUCCAAGCUUCAUGACAAAACCCUACGCCCAUCACUGCAGUCACUGUUAUGGUGAUUUUAUUCUUUAAUCUCCUGCAAUUUGUAAGCUCAGAAAUUAGGAGCAAUCAAUAGGCUAGAACAACUCCAUGGAAUUUCAAUAAUCUCAAGCUCAAUCUGUAAUUUUGAGGUUUCACUGAUAUGAAAAAUGGGUAUGUUGUAGUCACGAUUUAGUUGCCGAUACCCUCUGUCUAGGUUGUUUAAUUGUAUUUUUGUUCUCCAAAUCAUAUUGAAGAAAUUGCAGAAGGCGUCUUUA
Molecule: messenger RNA, 1238 nt
Organism: Magnolia sinica
Lineage: Eukaryota; Viridiplantae; Streptophyta; Magnoliopsida; Magnoliales; Magnoliaceae
Product: ATP-dependent Clp protease proteolytic subunit 6, chloroplastic
Exons: 9
Coding region: 93-899 (268 amino acids)
Biological process (GO): protein quality control for misfolded or incompletely synthesized proteins
Cellular component (GO): endopeptidase Clp complex
Molecular function (GO): serine-type endopeptidase activity; ATPase binding; ATP-dependent peptidase activity
Source: RefSeq, a predicted model, not a curated record